CCCUCUCCUCCCAUCUCUCCUCCCGCUGCGCUGGUGCCAUGGCAACGGAGUGUGCCCACGACCUGGGUUCCGGAAGCAGAAGAGCUAGAGCUUGGAAGCUGCCCCGGUCAAAGGAUGCUGAGUCCGGAGCGUCUAGCCUUACCGGACUACGAGUAUCUGGCUCAGCGACAUGUCCUCACAUACAUGGAGGAUGCAGUGUGUCAGCUACUAGAGAACAAGGAAGAUAUUAGCCAAUACGGCAUUGCCAGAUUCUUCACUGAAUAUUUUAACAGCGUGUGUCAGGGAACUCACAUUCUCUUUCGAGAAUUCAGCUUCAUCCAAGCCACCCCUCAUAAUAGGGCAUCAUUCUUACGCGCCUUCUGGAGAUGCUUCCGAACUGUGGGCAAGAAUGGUGAUUUGCUGACCAUGAAAGAAUAUCACUGUCUGCUGCAGCUACUGUGCCCGGAUUUCCCCCUGGAGCUUACGCAGAAAGCAGCCAGGAUUGUGCUCAUGGACGACGCCAUGGAUUGCCUGAUGUCUUUUUCAGAUUUCCUUUUUGCUUUCCAGAUCCAGUUUUACUACUCAGAAUUCCUGGAGAGCGUGGCCGCCAUCUACCAGGACCUGCUGUCAGGCAAGAACCCCAAUACAGUGAUAGUGCCAACAUCAUCCAGUGGGCAACACCGCCAGCGGCCUGCCAUGGGCGAGGCCAGCAUGCUGGAGGGGGUGGAGGCGUCGCUGUUCUACCAGUGCCUGGAGAAUUUGUGUGACCGACACAAGUACAGCUGCCCACCCCCAGCACUUGUCAAAGAGGUCCUAAGCAACGUCCAGAGACUCACCUUCUAUGGAUUCCUUGUGGCUCUCUCAAAGCAUCAUGGAAUCAACCAAGCCCUAGGUGCUUUGCCUGACAAAGGGGAUCUGAUGCACGACCCAGCCAUGGACGAGGAGCUGGAGCGCUUGGGAGUGUGGUGGUCCCAAUCUCAGAAAGGAGGCAUCUUGCUGUCCUCUGGGCUUCUUCCCUCCUUCAGGCUGGCCCAGGUCCCGAGCCUGGUGAACUCGGUCACUGCCACACCAGAGGCCAGCUGCCUGCCUUCCCGGACCCCUCCCCGGGUUGGCUCCCCCUGGAGGCCCCUCCAUCAUGCCCGCAGAGUGGAUGCAGAGAGCGAUGGUUCCACCGAAGAGACAGAUGAGUCCGAGACUUGAGGCGUCCGAAGGGUCCCACCUUCACAGCCCCGACCCCCACCCUGCCCUUGGGACUUCCACCCAACUUCAUCUACUGCGCCUGUGCCAUGCUGCCCCCUGCUGGUAAAAAGACCGAGUAACAGCCACAACCCAAAGACCUGUCCAAGAGGUUGCGGUCAGCCAGCAGUGUCCCUUGAAAGUUAACAGCCUGCUCUCCCUGGCCCCAUCAGUCUCUUGCACUAGUCAGGCUCCAGAUUGACUGCAGGAGCCAUGACAAGGGCACCGGGAAGGUGCCUUCUGGCGUUAGCCUCCUUCCGACAGCCCGCCAUUAGGUCCAUCUCUGCAGCAGCUGCAGGAAGGGCAACGCAGUGAAUAGCCAAGCAGGGUAACUACACCUGUGGUUCUGGAGUAGCCACUGGCCACAGACAGAGAAGGGUGGGCAAGACGACAAACUCACAAACUGCUUCAAGUCUCCUGUGUCUUAUAGUUAACUAUGUGCAAUGAAUAAAGUCCCUGUGUCUGGUAA
This is a messenger RNA of Condylura cristata (star-nosed mole), 1684 nucleotides long. It is a transcript of the gene CSTPP1, whose product is annotated as chromosome unknown open reading frame, human C11orf49. The record is from RefSeq and is a predicted model, not a curated record. The transcript has 9 exons. Bases 115 to 1179 code for a protein of 354 amino acids. NCBI's taxonomy places the organism in Eukaryota, Metazoa, Chordata, Mammalia, Eulipotyphla, Talpidae.